Molecule: messenger RNA, 3072 nt
Organism: Sphaerulina musiva SO2202
Lineage: Eukaryota; Fungi; Ascomycota; Dothideomycetes; Mycosphaerellales; Mycosphaerellaceae
Product: nucleoside hydrolase
Exons: 2
Coding region: 1799-2965 (388 amino acids)
Molecular function (GO): hydrolase activity, hydrolyzing N-glycosyl compounds
Source: RefSeq, a predicted model, not a curated record
GCCAGCCAGCAGCGCCCGCCCGCCGCCUAAGGUAUUCUGCGGCUGCCACGUGAUCGAGCCCAUCCAUCUUCGCCAACCCCUAGUAGGCACCGGUGCGAGGAGGCGAAGAGAGGAGGGAAGAUGCCGCGCGGACGCGACGAGUGCUGGGAAGAGGUCACGCGCACUCUGGACGAGACGACGGGGAAACGCCAUCCGCGCGUGACGUGCAAACAUUGCAUGACCGAAUGGACGUCGAACGAGAAAGCGCGCGUAAUUGAACAUCUGCAGCGCUGCAAUGAUUUGCCCGAGGCCCUUUGGCGCACUUACCAGCCGCACCGCCUCGAUCCGACGCUGCCCUCCGCCGCCGAGCUACAGCUACAACAGCGCGCCCGCACACGCGGCAUCGGCUCCAUGUCUCCCACCGAGCAGGACAUUGCCACUGCCGCCUGUGCCCAGUGGAUUCACGCCGCUGGCCUGGAUCCCGCCGUCACCGACCAUCCCGCCUUUCGUGCCUUUGCCCGCACGCUGCGGCCCGCCUUCAAGAUCCCCAGCAGACACCAGCUGACCCACGCCCUCGUAGAUGCGCCCUUGAUGUUCAUUGCCUAUCUGGCCGAUCCGCAGGAGCGCCACCGCCGUCCUGCCAUUCUCGACAGCAAUGAAGAGACGCAGUCCCGCUCCCUGCAGGCCUUUUUGCUCAAGUACUGCAACGGCAACAUGGCCAAGGCCUCUGUGUUGCUCGGAAUGCUGUCUUUGCUGCGCGUCAAACAGGGUCCUUUUGCCAACGACAUGGUCUGGAUGGCAAGCAACCAGAUGACGCCGAUUCAGUGGUGGCAGAACUUUUGGGUGCAGGAUCAGCCCGAUCUGGCCGAGCUAUGCAUGCUCGCGUUAGCCAUUGCACCUCUCGGCGACUCGAUUGAGCGCAACUGGUCGCCGCACAGCUUCGUGCAUGUCCUGAAGCGGAAUCAGAUUGGCGUGGAUGUGGUCAACAGGCUCGUCACGACCUUUUGGAACCUGCGAAUCAAGCACGGCUGGGUAGACGACAAUGCGAACGGCACUCACGACGGCACCGAUCAAGACGCCGAAUUUACUCCCGACCACAUGGACGGAUUCAUGCCCAUGCAAACUUAGGAUGUAGCAUCUCAUGAAACGACGAUGAUUGGAACAACAGCCCACAAACGGAGGAGGACCAGCUCUCCACAUGGCGGUGCUCCCUUGGAGCCAGGCACGGCUCCAGAGGCUGCCCCUUCAGGAAGUCCCGCCCCGUCGCAUCGUCUCGCACAGACGGACUGGAAUGUCAGUCCUGGUUCUGAUUCUGUACCUGACGCUGUCAAUUCCACUGCCAAUUCCGACACUUGUGCGCUCGAGUGGGAGUAGCGUUGUUUAGCCCAGCCGAAAGCUACUCAGACUGAGUGAGUGAGCCGAGCUCAUUGGCACCUCGAGCCGUUGGAGUGGCGACGUAGUGGCAGUGGAAUCAGCAACGGGCGGAAGAUGACAGCCUGACGUUGCAAAUAUUGUCUUGAUGGAUGACAAUCAUGACAUGGAGUGGGCUCCCGUCAGCAUUAUAAUGCUUGACCACUUGAGGUACGAUAUCAGUAUAUCUCUUGAGUCUUGGGAACGCGGGGCCGGGGGAAGAGAGUGGAUAUGGACAUGGAUGUGAAGACGGGGGGUCUUAUCGGGUGACGUCAGGUGACAUGUGUCUUUGUGUGUGUGUGUGUGCGUGUGGUGUACUAGUAUCGUAUCAGACCACAAGUUGAAGUUGGUUCCUGAUUUGGAUAUCAAUCCUAUUGACCACACCACCUGAUUCCUGAACUGGAACAACAUGUUGUUGGCUUCUGUCCUUUUUCACUUUCUGGCCACUACGCCCCUCUUUUCACGUGCUACAGGCACAUCUCGGUCAGCCCCCCGCCCCGUGAUCAUCGACACAGACCUCUACUCCGACGUGGACGAUGUCGGUGCUCUCGCCAUUGCCAACGUCCUCCACAACUGUGGCCUGUGUGAUCUUCGAGGCAUCGCAAUCAACACUCCAUCCAAAUAUGGCGCCUUAGCAGCCAGUGCAAUCAACACCUACUACAACAACCCGCACAUCCCCAUCUCCGCUCUCCAACCAUUCACCGACGAAAUCUACGUCGACGACUUUUUUUUUCUUCGAAGUGAUUACGCCUCGAAACUCGCCAUCCAUUUUCCCAAUUUCAACAAUACUCUCCAAACGGAAGAGGAUGAUAUUACUAUUCCUAGUAGUACUAGUAAUACCAACGAAACGAAAACCAACACGCUGGAAACUCCCCUGGAAAUGUAUACACGACUCUUAGAAUCUACUCCCGAACCCAACAGUAUCACGAUUAUUUCUUUGGGAUUCCUCACAAACCUCGCUACUCUCCUCACCUCCAACACCUCUUCUUCUGGGUACGAACUCGUCCAACAAAAAGUCCAAGAAAUCAUCAUCAUGGGCGGAACCUAUCCGGGCCCCGGUUGGGAAUUCAAUUUCGGAGAAUUUCCCUUGGAGACAAAAACUGUUUUGGAAAAUUUUCCUUCGAAUGUGCGAGUGACGUUUUCGGGGUUUGAACUUGGUGGGGUGGUUUUUUCGGGGAAGGGACUUAAGCAGAAAAAAUGCGAUGAGGAGGAGGAGGAUAAGGGGGGAAAAGAGAGUCCGAUUCGAGCAGCGUACGAAUGGUAUGUAGGUCGCUGUUCUACGCUUCGAGAAUCGUGGGAUCCGAUUACGACGUUGUAUGGAAUUUUGGGGUUGAAAGGACUUUUUCUUAACUCACCACUCAACGGAGGAGAUGAGUUGUUUGAAUUUGGGAAUGUGGGAGGGGGAGGAUAUAAUAAGAUUGUGGAAAGUAAUGGGACGAAUUUGUGGAUGGAUGAUGAUGGGCAGCAGCAUAAUCAACGAUGGUUGAAAUUGGCAGAGGGAGUUUCGAAUGUGACGCUGGCGGAGAUUUUGGAUGGGUUUUAUACGCAUGGUCCUGGGGGAUGUGAGUUGUUUUGAUGGGGAUGUGUGGGGAGGGGGGGUAAUAUGGUAUGGUAGACUACAUGUACCUAGUGUAGCGACCAUGACAUAUAUAGGUACUCAUGCAGUAAAAAAGGAAGACAAAG